GAGACAGUCGGGGGUCGGAGGUUGGAGUGGCGUUCGGAACGUGUCGGGAUGAGCAUUACCCCGGGGUCAUGGCUCCCCCCGACGCCCACCCCCACCCGCCCCCGCACCACCGCCGCCCACCCAGACACCUCAGGACCAGUAGAAUCACCCGCAACGUGCGCUUCCCCUAAGACAUGCCGACCCGUCCUCCAGCACCAGCCGGAGAAGAGACAGCAACAGCAGCAGCAGCUGCAGCUACAGCAACAAAGCAGCAGCAGCAGCAGCAGAGGCAACAGGAUCAACAGCAUUACCAGCAACCGCAACAGCAACACCAAAGCAGCCACCUCCUCCUUCACCAGCAACAGAAACGGGUCCCGCAACAACAGGAGCAGCAACUUUACCAACAGCAACAUUACCAGCAACCACAGCAGAAACAACAGCAAAAGCAGCAGAAGCAUUUCCUGCAGCAGCAAGAGCAAGAAGAGGAACAGCAACACUACCAGCAGCCCCAGCGCAAACAGCACCCACAACAAUAUUACUUUCCACAGCGUCAACAGGAACAGCAACAGCACUACCAGCACCCUCAGCAGCAGCAUCUGCAGCAGACUCUCCAGCCCACAAGGUCCUCCAGGUACAUCCUGUCACCUGGCCCAUCACUAGUAAACGCUGAGUAGGGGCGUAUUCUUGUGUAGAGUGGAUAAGUACUCAGGGUGGAUGGGAUGCACUCGUGUCUAUUCAGGAAAAAUUGGCCAGCCAGGAGAGGGAGGAUGGAAGCUGCAUUCUCUACUCGAUCUGUUAUGGCUGGUCAAACUCCCUACACGGUGUGACAGGUCUGAUCACAUUCUUCACGGUACCACAGUUUUGAUUAAACACACUAAAUGAUGUGUCAGCUGACAUAUAUCUCUGUAUGAUAAAGCUCUGACCAAAUUCCUCACUGCUCGGCAGCUCUGACCACACUGGGUUACAUAGAAGGUGGAAAGAAGGCGAAACUAUUAGAAUUCUUAGAAUCAAGUUCGCUAUGUUUAAUUAUAUAAAAGGGAAGACUUUCUUUGGUACAGCAAACCCCCCAGAUUAUUAAAUCAGGUUACCUGAAGAAAGCUAUGCAGCGUGACUUAUUUCCGUUAAGGGUCCUGUCGUCCUCGUAACUACUAUGACCCAAAAACGGUUGACUAACACCCGGAUGCAACUGGUGUAUAGAAAGUUGCCCAUAUAUCUGGUGGGCGAGGGUGAUAUGUGAAUUGAUUCCUUCCAUUGCACUGUGACUUUGAAUCUCCACCGGCUCGACACUGACUGAAAAGUUUUGAUUGAGACACUAGCAAACGGAACAAGCCUUUAAUUCCAAAAUGUUUCGCUCUAUGAAGACUUUUUUUUUUUUUAGAGUAACACUAUGUCCAAAUAAAUACUUGCUGGGCAAACUUGGGUCUCUGUCCUCACAUGAGUGUUCUUGCAGGACCCUGGAACUGCAAAACGAAGAAAACUAUGAUUCACAUUACCUAGUGAGGAUUUCCAGUAAAAGUGCUGCUCCAAUCAUUGACUCAGAGAGUUCCUUAGGUGCUGAAGGACAGCAUCACUAACAAGAAGACUCCCUGACCGGGAGAUAUCCACAGAUCAGGUGAACAGCAUCCCUGACCACAGGACUCCCACGAGUUCCUCAGGUAAAGGGACCGAUAGGAUAAAUAGGACUCGCAGUACCCACACACGGAAUGUUACAGAAUGUUGACUGAGACGGCUCUUCCCCCUCAGGUUUAUCCUGCUCAUAGUAAUACAACUUUAAUAUUCAUAUAUUAGUUCCAAGGAUUUAAACAUCGUACUCUCUACAUCAGCGAGGAAAAACACACGUUGCAGAAGUUUACCGUAUUUACCGGCAUAUAAGGCGCACAUUUUUCGCACAUAAAAGUCUUGAAAAUCACUCUGCGCCUUAUAUGCUCAAGAUCAAGGUUAAGGGUAAGCUUUGGGUUACGCUUAAGCAGUUGUUUACUAACCUAACAUUACAACUGCUUGGAAGUAUUGUCUUAUUUGUCUCAUAUGAUCGUGCGCCUUAAAAUGCUUCGCUCUGUGUAAAGCUUUAUCAUGUCUCGACAAAGCUUUACCUUGAGCGAAACGUUGUCCAGGUAAAUGUUUCGUCUGCAACCUGUCUCAUUCAUUCGUCGUUUAUUAAAUAAAUAUCAAGAGUGACUCCUGAGCGAUGAGAGUAAAUAAAUAUUUAUACUUUAUGCCAAACAACAACGAUAUAAAUAUCUUACUUGCUUUAAUUACUUUUUGUUAUUUUAACCUCCAUAUUGAUAAUAAUGUCAUGACAUUAACACCAUAACAAUCUCUUAAUGUAUAUACACUGAGAUGUGUAUGUCCUUCUGUAUGCAAAACAACCACUGUGAAAGAAUAGUGAAAUUCCAAGCGCUUUCGUGACUUCUCACAUUAUCAAGGAACUAUAAAAGCAUUACAUCAAAGGAAGGCAUAUAAAGGGUCGAGACCACACCUCACCAUCGCAUCCCACAAAAAAGCAACACCUGACCCGCGACGACACCCGACUCAUAAGAAAGGAGGAACACUGCAGCAGGCCCGCUAGCCCAACUAGACAGGCCCUUCAUGACAUCCCACUAACAAAAUA
This is a messenger RNA of Cherax quadricarinatus, 2587 nucleotides long. Lineage: Eukaryota; Metazoa; Arthropoda; Malacostraca; Decapoda; Parastacidae. The record is from RefSeq and is a predicted model, not a curated record.